AUGACGCUCCUCGAGCUCAAAGAAGACAGGCCGACGCCAAAGGCCGUCUACAACUGGCGAGUCUAUGCCUGCGCCGCUGUCGCUUCCUUCGCGUCAUGCAUGAUCGGCUACGACUCGGCCUUCAUCGGCACCACCCUCGCCCUUCCCUCCUUCACCGAGGAGUUUGACUUUGCCUCGUACGACAAGGACGCCCUCGCCCUGCUCCAGUCCAACAUCGUCUCGGUCUACCAAGCAGGGGCCUUCUUCGGCAGCCUCUUCGCCUAUGUCACUAGCCACUUCCUCGGCCGGCGCAAGUCGCUGUUCGUCUUUUCCAGCGUCUUCCUCGUCGGCGCCGGCAUCAUGCUUGCGGCAAACGCCGAGAGGGGGCUGGGCCCGAUCCUCGCCGGCCGCGUCCUGGCUGGUGUCGGCGUCGGCGGUGCCUCCAACAUGGUGCCCAUCUACAUCUCGGAGCUGGCACCCCCGGCCGUCCGUGGCCGUCUAGUCGGCAUCUACGAGCUCGGCUGGCAGAUUGGCGGCCUGGUAGGCUUCUGGAUCAACUACGGCGUCAACACGACGCUCGCGCCCACCCGGUCCCAAUGGCUCAUCCCCUUCGCUGUUCAGCUCAUCCCUGGCGGGCUGUUGUUCCUCGGCCUGUUCUGGAUCAAAGAGUCGCCGAGGUGGCUCUUUGCCAACGGCAGGAGGGAGGAGGCCAUGAAAAUCCUCUGCUGGAUACGCAACCUCGAACCCACCGACCACGGUUCGAGAGAGAAGUCGGCAAGGGCUUCUGGAAGCCAUUCCUCGCGCUCAAGCAGCGGAAAGGUUCAGUGGCGCUUCUUCCUUGGCGGCAUGCUCUUUCUCCUCCAGAACGCCAGUGGUAUCAACUCGAUCAACUACUACAGCCCGACCGUGUUCCGGAGCAUCGGGAUCACGGGCACCAACACCGGGUUCUUGACGACGGGCCUCUUCGGCGUCGUCAAGACCGUCCUCACAAUCAUCUGGCUGCUCUGGCUCGUGGACCACGUGGGGCGGCGCGGUAUGCUCUUCGUCGGCGCGGCGGGCGGCUCCCUGUGCAUGUGGUUCAUCGGCGCCUACAUCAAGAUCGCGGACCCCUCUUCAAACCAAGACGGCGGCGGCAGCAUGUCCGGCGGGGGCAUCGCGGCCGUCUUCUUCUUCUACCUCUGGACGGCCUUCUACACGCCGUCGUGGAACGGCACGCCGUGGGUGGUCAACUCGGAGAUGUUUGACCAGAACACGCGCUCGCUGGGCCAGGCGUCGGCCUCGGCCAAUAACUGGUUCUGGAACUUUAUCAUCUCGCGCUUCACCCCGCAGAUGUUCCUCAAGAUGGAGUACGGCGUCUACUUCUUCUUUGCGUCGCUGAUGCUCUUGUCUAUCAUCUUUGUCUAUUACCUGAUUCCCGAGACCAAGUCGAUCCCGUUGGAGUCCAUGGACCGUCUGUUUGAGAUCAAGCCCGUGUGCAAGGCCAACAAGCAGCUCAUGGAGGAGCUUGGUGCCCAUAGCGCUGAGGACGCUUCGUUGUCGGCGGAUGAGAAGGCGAAGCAGCGCCAUUUGGAGAGGACGGAGAGCGUCUAG
Messenger RNA from Chaetomium globosum CBS 148.51, 1569 nucleotides. RefSeq lists its product as uncharacterized. Gene Ontology annotation, molecular function: carbohydrate:proton symporter activity. Gene Ontology annotation, biological process: transmembrane transport; carbohydrate transport. The coding region runs from base 1 to 1569 and encodes 522 amino acids. Gene Ontology annotation, cellular component: membrane. The transcript has 3 exons. The record is from RefSeq and is a predicted model, not a curated record. Lineage: Eukaryota; Fungi; Ascomycota; Sordariomycetes; Sordariales; Chaetomiaceae.